AAGUAUAAAGUGCAGAAAAGUCUAAAGUAUAGAGUGCAGCAAGGUUUAAAGUAUAACAUUCAGGAAAGUUUAAAGUAUUCCCCAGGAUCCAACGGACGGCCCGCAGGAUCACAGCUGCAGCGAUGUCGCUAGCCAUCAAAAGCGUGCAGGAGACGUGCUUGUCAGAUGAGGAAGGAGAUAAACCAAGAGUUGACUGUUGUAGUUAAAAAAAGAUGUAAGAAAAUUACCAACUGUAAGGAGGAAACCACACGCACACACACACACACACACACACGAAGCACAGUGUGUUGGAGUGAUAACAGACGUCAGUUGCGUUUCAACGUUUCAAACUGACCACCAUGUUGUUGACACGUCACUUGAAGGUGUGCGUUCCAGAAGGCCAACACUGCGCGGAACUUGACGCCACGUUCUGGGCCCCUUUCAAAAUAAGAGGUGCAAUGUUGGCAUGCAGACUGAAGGGAGAGGAGGAGGAGGCGAGUGCACCUUGAAGGAUUAGUUGGUGAGUGAGGAGAAAAGUCGCUCCAUUCAUCUCUGGCUCGGACCCCGCCCUGCCCCCCAGCGGCCGCUGACAAUGCCAGACCCCCACCUCCAACACACACAUUAGCACACAUUAACGCGCCCGUAACCCCCCCGCCCCCCUGCCCUGAGGAGCAGGGGCCGUGGGGGCGGGGGUGUACGUGGGCGGCUCCCCCGACUAUUUAAGCAGAUUCCAGCAGAUGGUCGUGGAACUUUCCUCCUGGAGACGCCACGCACUCGAUCCACCGGGACUGACCCGCCGCCAGAGACAAGUCCUGGGACCCACUUUGGAGGAAGAACCUUCCGGCGUGCAACCAUGCCUUCGGACUUCCUGACGCCUUUCCUGGAGUUGGACCAGGAGUUUGUCAAGAGCUUUGGCGUGGACUUGAUGGAGGCGGCGGCCGGCCUCCAGCCGGCACGCGGCUUCCAGCGCCGUCAUUCCCUGUGCCCCGUGACGCUCCCCAACUCCAAGUUCAACGACGGGGAGUCGCCCCGCUGGGGGUGGGGGCCGGACGACGGGCCCCAGUGGAAGCGGGACGGCCAGCUGCCUCGCUCGGCGCUCAGCCACAUCCCCUUCCGGAUGGACCGCUCGGUCAGCAUGAUCGAGGGCGCCUUCGCCGAGGUGCCACCGCUUCCGCCCCCGCCGGGCCUCCGCCUGCUCACGCCCCCUCUGUCGCCGCCGUCGCCGCACAUGUCCACGCGCUACAAGACGGAGCUGUGCCGCACCUUCGAGGAGAGCGGCACGUGCAAGUACGGCGCCAAGUGUCAGUUUGCGCACGGCGAGGACGAGCUGCGCGGCCUGAGCCGCCAUCCCAAAUACAAGACGGAGCCGUGUCGCACCUUCCACACCAUCGGCUUCUGCCCCUACGGCGCCCGCUGCCACUUCAUCCACAACGCCGACGAGAUGCUGCAGGCCCCGCCCCCCCAGAGGAGCAAGCUGAGGCCGCCUCCCCUGCGCCACAGCCUCAGCUUCGCCGGUUUCUCCUCCUCGUCGCCCGCCCGCGCCUUCCGGCCCGUCGACAGCUCGCGGACCUCGUCGCUGCUCUUCGGCCGCUCCUCCUCCGUGUCGCCGUCGCCUUGCUCCUCGGAGAGCCCGGACCUGUCCCCACUCUUCCCCGAGGUGGGGCAACUGCGUCCGUGCCCCCGCCACUUUGCCGCCACCAAUCAAGACAGCGACUCGGCUCUCGGCUUCUUUGCCGCCGCCGCCGCCGAGUCCCCCGCCCUCGCCUACCAGACCCCCGGCCGGGCGUCCCUGCUCGGCCUCCAGCGCUGCUCCUCGGCCGACUCGCUCUCCGAGGAGGGCUACGCCUCCUCCUGCUCCCUAAGCUCCGCCUCCAGCGGCACAGAGUCGCCAGGCUGCGAGGGGCGCCGCCUGCCCAUCUUCAGCCGCCUGUCUAUCACUGACGAAUAGGAAUGUGGGGGGGCUCUGACUCCGAACGUUCUGCCUUUGGGUCACAUGACUUCUGUGUGACGGCGCCAAGCGAACGGACCUACGUUUUGUGCAUAUUGCAUCACGUCCUGGCGGCUGUAGCGCUGCUUGUGUCGUUGUUUCACGCUUACCGCUGUAUACUGUUGUAUACUCACGUGGGGAGGCGGGGCGGUCCCGCCCACCUGGGGGUUCUGUAGAACUUCCUGCUCUCUGCUUUAAGACAAAAGUUUUCUUUAGCUAGCACACACCUAGCCAGUUUUGCUAACAUUAACCUAGCUAUUUUACGUUAGCGUCUAGACUUUUCCACACAUAUUUAUUUGCCUUUGUGCCUAGCACAUACUUGCCAACCUUGAGACC
Nerophis lumbriciformis (worm pipefish) is the source of this 2302-nucleotide messenger RNA. RefSeq names its product mRNA decay activator protein ZFP36L1. The record is from RefSeq and is a predicted model, not a curated record. Gene Ontology annotation, molecular function: metal ion binding; mRNA binding. NCBI's taxonomy places the organism in Eukaryota, Metazoa, Chordata, Actinopteri, Syngnathiformes, Syngnathidae.